AUGCUGGAUAAACUGAUAUCAGUGGUUAGAGAGAAGAAUUGGCACGAAGCAGAACGGCUGUUCCAUGAACAAUGGAGCCAUGAAUGUCCACUGAUAUUUGCACCAAAUCCUGGAAUGCCCUGGGAUGUGAAAGUUGAUGAAACAAAAAUAAGUACGUUCCUUUCGUUGUAUUCGUACGCCGUGAAACAACACACAACUAUUGAUUCCUUAAUUCUUUUGUAUUGUGAUUUUAUUUUGUAA
Messenger RNA from Anisakis simplex (herring worm), 240 nucleotides. NCBI's taxonomy places the organism in Eukaryota, Metazoa, Nematoda, Chromadorea, Rhabditida, Anisakidae. The record is from the annotation of a GenBank genome assembly.